CGCUCGUUCAAAUCGGUCGGCGCAGUCGGCGUGGUGCUUGUGUCGACGCCGGUUAGGCCGCAUUCGAUGUCCCACGAUGGCAUCGCAUCGCAGCCUUCUGCUAGCCCUAUGUCUCUUCGCCGCCGUCGCGUGCCUGGCACCCGGGAAGCAGGUGGACCCGGACAUUACCUUUGACGAUGUCGGCGACCAUGAUGACCACGAGGCGACCUUCCGGCGGCGCUCCGCGGGGCCGGACUCCGGUCUGUCGGGCUUUGCAAGUUCCAUCCUGCGUCGAGUGCGCAGAGCCUGGCUUUUCGGAUUCGGUGCUGGCCAAACCAAAACAGCGUCUUCCCCCGAUGCGCCGGGCGAGAGCUCUACGCCGGCCGUACAGUCGACGACUACGCCUCAGUACACCACGCGGCGCUUCUCGCGGCAAUUGGACGACGACUUCGAGUACCCGGGCUCUGGCGAUGGCAAUGGGGACGACGAAGACCAGGAGGACGUUUCGUCGGCGACGCACAGUGGCGCGGGAUACCCCACCUCCGAUGGCGGCCGUCCACCCGUACUCGAUGGCAGGCCCCCCAAGACAACGCAUGCUCAACUGCCCCCCGUCGGCUCGUCGCCCAUGUUUCGGAGCUCGGUGCUCAUCCUGAACCAACCCUUCGACGCCAACUUGGUGCGCCAGGAGAGCGAGGCCUUCAAGCAGCUGAGCGGAGAGUUCGAGCUGAUGCUCUCCCAGUCCCUGGCUCGUCUCUUGCGACCUCCGCACAACGUGGCCUCCGUCCAGGUGCUCCGCUUUGCGCCGGCUGCCCAGCCCGGGGCGCUCACCGUCACCUGCGACAUCAAGCUUCCGCGCGCCGACCCGAAGGAACUGCAGCGUGCCAUCCGCUCUGUCCUGGAUGGCGGCCGCCUCGGCAACUUUGAACUGUCUAGCCAACACUCGACCUUCACUCAGCUGGGCGUGCCAACACCUCAUCCUGGUGGCAUUCAUUGCGGAGCCGACAUGUUUGCGUGCGAUGACAACAGGCGGUGCGUCGAAAUGUCACGUCGAUGUGACGGGCAUCGUGACUGCAAUGAUGGCUAUGAUGAAGAAAACUGUGUCCAUCCAAGUUCUCAGGGCACACAGCAUCAUGGAUUUCAAUGCAAGCCUGAUCAAUUCCUUUGCGAUGGUCGUCGUUGCAUUGAGAAAUCUCAGCUGUGUAAUGGUCAGCGGGAUUGUUCCGAUGAAACUGAUGAACAGGACUGCUCCUCUAGAGAAGUACCUCUUCACCACACUGAUGGAUUCCAAUGUAGUUCUGACCAAUUUGCUUGUGAUGGCCAUCGAUGUGUGCCCUCUGCAAGCAAGUGCAAUGGCCGCCUUGAGUGUGCUGAUGGCACUGAUGAACAGGACUGCCAGUCAGAAGUUCCAACUCAUGAAGUUCAUUGUGGACCAAAUCAGUUUCUUUGUGAUGGCCGUCGUUGUGUUAAUGCGUCUGGAAAGUGUGAUGGUCGUCGGGAUUGUGCUGAUGGCACUGAUGAACAGGACUGCCAGUCAGGAGAAGUUCCAACACAUGAAGGAGCUCAUUGUGGACCAAAUCAGUUUCUUUGUGAUGGCCGUCGUUGUGUUAAUGCGUCUGGAAAGUGUGAUGGUCGUCGGGAUUGUGCUGAUGGCACUGAUGAACAGGACUGCCAGUCAGGAGAAGUUCCAACACAUGGAGGAGCUCAUUGUGGACCAAAUCAGUUUCUUUGUGAUGGCCGUCGUUGUGUUGGUGCGUCCGGAAAGUGUGACGGUCGUCCAGAUUGUGCUGAUGGCACUGAUGAGCAUGAUUGUCCAACUAGUGAAGUUUCUCCUCCUCAUGGUGAAGGUGUUCAUUGUGAACGCAAUGAGUUUAUUUGUGAUGGUCGGCGGUGUGUGGAUGUAUUAAAGAGGUGCGAUGGUCGCCCUGAUUGUGCCGAUGAAGCUGAUGAACGUGACUGCCCAUCAACUGAAGUGCAUCCACUUCAUGGAGAUGAUUUUCUAUGUGGACCACAUCGGUUUGUCUGCGAUCACCGCCGGUGUGUUGAUCUAUCUAGAAAGUGUGAUAGUCGUCCAGACUGCCUUGAUGGAGCUGAUGAACAUGAUUGCCCAUCGAUUGAAGCUUUUCCUCAUCAUUCUGAAGAGAUUCUAUGUGGACUCGAUCAGUUCAUUUGUGAUCGUCACCGAUGUAUUGACACAUCAAGAAGAUGUGACGGUCACCGUGACUGUGGCGAUGGAACUGAUGAACAUGGCUGCCCUCAUAAAGCUCCUACCCAAACCCCUGGAUUUCAGUGUCGUCCCAAUGAGUUCGUUUGUGAUGGUCGUAGAUGUGUGGACUCGUCUGGAAAAUGUGAUGGCAAACGUGAUUGUGCAGAUGAAACUGAUGAACAUGACUGCCCGCCAAAAGAAGUUCCUUCCCUCUGUGCUCCGGGUCACUUUGUUUGUGAUAGCAGGCGCUGUGUUCCUUUGUCUGGAAAGUGUAAUGGCCAUCGUGAUUGUGCUGAUGGCAGUGAUGAACAAGACUGUGCAAAACAGGAUGGAGGAUCUCACUGUGGCCCUCACCAGUUUGUCUGUGAUGGUCGUAGGUGUGUUGAUAAGGACAGGAAGUGUGAUGGCCGUCCUGACUGUUCUGAUGAAUCUGACGAAAGGGACUGCCCAGGUGCAGACAAAGUGCUGAGUGCCUCUGGGAGCCUGUGCAAUUCAACAAUGUUUCGUUGUGGUGAUGGCACUUGCAUCCCUCUAUCGUACGCGUGUGAUGAAGAGGUAGAUUGUAACGACGGCUCCGAUGAGCGUUGUGAUGAAUGUCAACCGGAUCAAUUCAAGUGUGAUGGUGGAAGGACGUGUGUUGACUCUGCCAGAAGAUGCGAUGGUCACUAUGACUGUGCUGAUCGCACUGAUGAGCAAGGCUGCCCACCUCAUCAACCUGGAGGCCAGUCGCCGCCAGCUGUGGAUGACUGCACUGCGGACGAGUUUCGGUGCAGUAGUGGCAAGUGCAUUGCUCAGGCGUUGGUUUGCAAUGGCAGGCGAGAUUGCACAGACAACUCUGAUGAGAGCGACUGCCCAUGCCGGCAGGGGCAAUUUAGGUGUGGCAAUGGCAAUUGCAUCAAGAUGGCAAGGCGCUGUGAUGGCUACCAUGACUGCCAGGAUAGGAGUGAUGAACUUGACUGUCCUAACGUCUGCAGGCCUGGUCAAUUCCGUUGCCAUAGUGGCACGUGUAUCUCGGAGCGUGCUCGUUGUGACGGGCGCAGGGACUGCCCAGAUGGAUCUGAUGAGAGCCAGUGUGUUUCAGCUCACAGCUGCAGGGCUGACCAAAUACGAUGCCAAGGUGGUGGCUGCCUAAGUGUCUCUCGAAGGUGUGAUGGAGUCUCAGAUUGCCCUAAUGGAGAAGAUGAACUGUCAUGUGGCAAUGGGCACGUGUGCCAGUCUCACGAGUACAAGUGCUCGUCUGGACACUGCAUUGAUUCACGCCAGAAGUGCAACCAAAUCAAGGAUUGCCCAGAUGGUGAUGAUGAAGACAAUUGUGUUGUGGACAUACAACCAUGUAGGAAACAUGAAUUUCAAUGCCAAGAUGGUACAUGCUUGCCUGAUCAUUUGCGUUGCAAUGGACGUUCAGAAUGUAGAGAUUCUUCAGAUGAAGAAAAUUGCCAUCAAAAGACUUCUGCCUCUCAGAAGCAAUGCGAUGUGCUGGGCUUUUUGUGCCUUGCUGAUAACCAAUGCAUCUAUCCAUCUAACGUCUGCGAUGGAGAGUAUGAUUGCAGCGAUGGCGCCGAUGAGCAAUGUGAUCAAAAGACUUCUGCCUCUCUGAAGCAAUGCAAUGUGCUGGGCUUUUUGUGUCUUGCUGAUAACCAAUGCAUCUAUCCAUCUAACGUCUGCGAUGGAGAGUAUGAUUGCAGCGAUGGCGCCGAUGAGCAAUGUGAGUGCAAAGAGAAUGAGUUUCAAUGUGGUAAUGGAAAGUGCAUUGAUAUACAAAAAAAGUGUGACAGGCGUGUCGACUGUCAUGAUUUUUCGGACGAAGCCAACUGUGAGUGCCAAGAUGGUGAAUUUCGCUGUGGAGAUGGCAAAUGCAUUGAAGGCCGAAGACGCUGCGACGGUACUGCUGAUUGCAGAGACUACUCAGAUGAAACCAGUUGUGCCUGUAAGGACAACGAGUUUCGUUGUGGAGAUGGAAGCUGCAUUGAUGUCCGCAGGAAAUGUGACGGAACUGCUGACUGCCGAGACUAUGCUGAUGAAAGGAACUGCAGUUGCAAGGCUAAUGAAUUCAGGUGUGGUGACGGAGCCUGCAUCGAUAAAUCUAGGCAAUGUGACCGCACGCCUGAUUGUAGGGACCAUACUGAUGAGCACAACUGUCCCAUUUCAGGUUGCCCGCCCUCUCAAUUCAGAUGUGGUGAUGGGCGAUGCAUUGACAUUAGCAGGAAGUGCGAUGACAGAGUGGACUGCCCAGACUUCUCUGACGAAGCUAACUGUGUGUCGGAUGCUUGCCGAGCUGAUGAGUUCAAGUGCAAAUCUGGUCAAUGCAUCAGACUUUCUGGAAAGUGCAACCGUCGAAAGGACUGCUAUGAUGGAAGUGAUGAAGAAGAUUGCUGUACAGCUGAAGAAUUUCAGUGCAGGUCUGGAGAGUGUGUUUCAAGAAGCCACAGGUGUGAUGGCCAGUACCAGUGCACGGAUGGGUCAGAUGAACUAGAGUGUAGGACAUGCCACCCUGGUCAGUACGUAUGUGCUAAUGCUCAAUGUAUUGAAAGAUCUCAACGCUGUGAUGGUCGUUUUGACUGCACUGACUUUUCUGAUGAAGCGGACUGUGACCCUGAUGCUGGUGUGAACAUCAAGGUGUACCCAGAAAGACAGACAAUUAAACAAGGCCAAGAGGUGGUGUUCCGCUGCAGAGAUGAGGGCACCAGGCGCUCCCAGGUUAAGUGGACACGGCCGGAUGACAGCCCCUUGCCUCCACAGUCAACUGAUGCUCGAGGGAGGCUGACGAUGCCCAACGUGCAGCUUGAGCACGGGGGCGUCUACCUUUGCAAGGCCGUGGGUGUCCAGGCCUCCACAUCAGGAGCUCAGAAGGCUGCUUUCCUCACCGUGCAGCCAUACACUCCACCAACACCAAAACUGGAACGGCCACUAGGAGCUUGCAAACACGAUGAAGCUACCUGCCAAAAUGGAAAGUGUGUUCCACGGAAAUACGUCUGUGAUGGGGACUAUGACUGUGAUGACGGCUCCGACGAGAAAAACUGUGCUCAACCUUCUCUCUGUGAACCAAAUGAAAUGCAAUGCGACAACAAGAAAUGCAUUCUCAAGGUUUAUUUGUGUGAUGGAGACGACGAUUGUGGUGAUGGCACAGAUGAGAGGAGCUGCCGUGACAAUAUUCCAGGAUCUCCUUGCCGAAUGGGAGAAUAUCAGUGCCGCUCUGGAGACCAGUGUAUCCCAAAAAGUUUCCACUGUGACGGAGAGUUUGACUGCCAGGACAAAUCUGAUGAAAUUGGAUGCUCACCACCAACCAUCACGCAAUCGCCUCCUGAAGUUGUCAAUGCCAUGGAAGGGGAGACUGUCAACAUCACUUGUCGGGCAAUAGGCAACCCAGUUCCACUCAUUAACUGGCGCUUGAAUUGGGGCCACAUUCCACCAAGGCCACGAGUAUCGACCACAAGUGAUGAUGGGUUUGGCACGGUCACCAUCCGUGAUGUGCGCCUAUCUGACCAGGGAGCAUGGUCAUGUGAAGCCAUCAACAGCAAGCAGAGCGUCCUGGCCACUCCAGAUGCAAUUCUCGUGGUCAAAAACAAGGGUGUCUGCCAUCCUCCACUCUUCAACGACAAGGCCCAGACUAGCUCAGAAUGUCUUCGCUGCUUCUGCUUUGGUGUUUCUCAAACUUGCCAUAGUAGCAGUUUGAACAAGAUAACUAUUCCUUUAGCGAACGAAGUUUCUGUCGCCACCAUGAGCAUCCUUCCUGAUGGAAGCUACAUGGAUGUCACGGAAAAGUUUAGGCCCGACCAGAAUGCAGUGCGCUCAAACCCUGCAAGUCGUGAAUUCAAAAUAGACAGCCAAGUGAAAACAUCGGAGGCACCUGUCCACUACUAUUGGAGCCUUCCUGCAGAAUUUCUUGGAAACCAGAUCAACAGCUAUGGAGGUCAUCUGAAGUAUGCCUUCAGGUAUCAAGCAUCAUCAAGACCUGUGCAAGCUGCAGACAUAAUCAUCAGAGGAAAUGGCAUCACUUUGUACCACACUCUGAAGCAAUCAUAUGGUCCUCUCAGAGACAACUCCAUCGAAGUACCAUUUGUAGAGGGUGAAUGGCACAAGGAUGCUCGGCACAGUGCUAUUGGCAGUCCUGAUACAGCCACAAGAGAAGACAUCAUGCUGGUUCUGCAAAAUGUCGAAGGCAUCUUUGUUAGAGCCAGCUUUGACAGCGAAUUAGCAGAGUCAAGCAUUCAUGGCCUUGAGAUGGAUUCAGCUUCUUAUUCCAGUCCCAAAAAUCCUCCUGCUUCUUCUGUGGAGCAGUGCGCUUGUCCAACAGGCUACACUGGAAAUUCUUGUGAGAACUGUGCACCUGGCUACAUCAGACGGCGGUCUGGGCCCUACCUGGGAGAGUGUGUUCAAGGUGUGCUUCCUUGCAACUGCAAUGGCCACUCAAAUUCCUGUGACCAACAGACUGGCCGCUGUCUGAAUUGUCAGCACAACACGGAUGGUCCAAGCUGUGAAAUGUGCAAGCGAGGUUUCUACGGUGAUGCAAGGCGAGGUACUCCAAGUGAUUGCCAGCCUUGUCCGUGCCCUAUGGUUGAUGUGCCUGGACAGUUUUCUCCAACCUGUGUGUUGGAGGCUGAUGGGCAGGUGACCUGCAACUCGUGUCCAAUUGGCUUUGAAGGCAGGCGUUGCGAACGUUGUGCUCCUGGAUACGAGCGUUACCCACCUGGCUCUGUGGAUGGAUCUUGUCAUCUAAAAGAAUGUGAUCCUGGACAGUUCCAGUGUGGUGAUGGGUCAUGCAUAAAUUACAGGAGAAGGUGUGAUGGUCAUUAUGACUGUAAUGAUUACACUGAUGAGCAAAACUGUGGUGCACCACAGUGUGAUACAGCUGGCAGCCUAAGUCCACAACGAAGUCCAUCGACCGGCCUGUGUCAGUGCAAGCCCCUGGUGACUGGAGCUUCAUGUGACCAGUGCAAGGCAAACUCCUUCCACCUGCACCCAAGUUCUCCUCUUGGCUGUGUGGAGUGCUUUUGCAUGGGCAUCACCAAGUCCUGUACCAGUAGCUUCUACCAUAGAGAACAGGAGGUGUUAAGGUUCUCGACUAGCACCGAGGGUGUCCACCUGACAACUUUAGACAGGGCUACAACAAUUGACCGUGGAUUGAAGCUGGAUCCCCGGAGCAAGGAGCUGGUUUAUCAGGAUUUUGCAUCCCAUCCUCGUCAGUCUUACUACUGGCAACUCCCUCAGAGAUUCUUGGGUGACAAGGUUACAUCGUAUGGAGGACUGUUAAACUACACAAUAAGGAGUGAUGGUACUGACAGACAAAGCAGAAGUCCGGAUGUCCAGAUCACAGGAAACAAGAUCAUACUUAUCUACAGGCAUCCUGAGAGACUGAAACUAAGGUUCCCACAAACAGUUUCCAUUCCAAUGUAUGAGACCUCGUGGAUCAGAGCUGAUGGUUUGCCUGCAACCAGAGAGCACUUCCUUAUGGUGCUUGCCGACUUGAGCUCCAUACUUGUGAAAGCAACACUCAGUGAAGAGACAGACACUGCCAGCCUUGUGGAGGCCUCCCUUGACAUAGCCGUCGAGUAUCCUACUGGACAAGCCCUGGCUAACGCUGUGGAGCACUGCCGUUGCCCCAUUGGCUACAAGGGCCUUUCGUGUGAGGAUUGUGAUGCUGGCUACACGCGUUCGGGUGCCGGCCUUUACUUGGGACUCUGUGUGCCCUGCUUCUGCAAUGGCCACUCUAGUGACUGUGACCCAGAGACUGGAGCCUGCAGUAACUGCCAACACAAUACACAGGGUGAAUAUUGUGAAGAAUGCCUGCCUGGAUUUAUUGGUGAUGCUACUGGAGGCACUCCAAGUGACUGCGAGGCUGUUCUAGUGCCUUCAUGUAGAUGUGACAACCGUGGUAGUACAAGGCAAGAAUGUGAUGCCAGGGACAACUGCCCUUGUAAGAACAAUGUGCAAGGAAAGAAUUGCAACCGUUGCAAGGAAGGAUAUUUCAACUUGGAAGCAUCCAACCCCGAAGGCUGCUCUCGUUGCUUCUGUUUUGGGGUCACUGAGCAGUGCAGCAGCAGCUCUUAUUACCGAAGUGAGGUCAGGAUGCUCUUGCAAGAUUUGCGGGACCCAUAUGCCCACAAUUUCCAGCUGUCCAAUCGAUACCAUUCCAACAUUAUCACUGAUACCAUUGUGGUCAACCCAUCAAACAACGAAGUCAGCUAUUCAUCGUUUCCACGUGACCCUGCUGAGAAAGAGACCUUGUUUUGGUCUCUUCCAGCACAAUUUUUGGGCAACAAGCUUGCGUCUUAUGGAGGAGGGCUUCGCUAUACUCAGCGUUUCACAGCAGACAGUGAUGGAGAAACCUACAGUGAUGCUGAUGUUCAGAUUACUGGAAAUGGCGUCACCAUUUUCUACGUAAACAUUCCUCCUCUCCCACCUUCUGAGAUGAGAACCUUUGAAAUACUAUUACGAGAGGACAAAUGGCAGCGAGUAGACUCUCGUGGCCCGACGGUGGCCACCCGUGAGGACAUAAUGAAGGUGCUGGCCAAUGUGGAGGUUCUGCUGAUUCGGGCAUCCUUCAGCUCGCGAAUGCGCAGCUCUAGCCUAAGUGAUGUCUCACUCUCAACAGCCGUUCCUCUGCGGUCUGCAGGCCAUGCUGUGGCUGUAGAAGUGGAGCAGUGCAUCUGCCCUCCUGGAUACAAUGGUCUCUCUUGUGAGGAAUGCGCACCGGGCUACAUUAGGGAUGUCAGUGGCCCUGGCCUUGGAAGGUGCACACGAUGCCGCUGCAAUGGCCACUCAGAGUCGUGUGACGCAGCUUCUGGAAACUGUGUUAGGUGUAGGCACAACACUGUAGGAGAUUACUGCCAGAGGUGUGCUGAUGGAUUUUAUGGUGACGCAACCAGGGGCACACCUGAGGACUGUAAACCUUGUCCGUGUCCGCACACAAUGCCAUCCAACCAGUUUUCGCCUACUUGCUUUUUGGACACUGACAACAAGCCAACAUGCAAUGCUUGCCCACCUGGUUACACAGGGCGAAACUGCGAGCAAUGUGCACCUGGCUACAGUGGCAACCCUCUUCAGCUAGGAGGUCGCUGUGAACCUUCAGGAGGCACCACUGCGCCAUCAUCAGUGUCGACGGUUUCAAUAAUUCCCAAGAGCCUGGAAGCAUCACUAGGCACCAGUGCCACUCUGACAUGCUCUGUAUCGGGGCCUCGUCUGCCAAUGCGGUUUGAUUGGAUCCAUGGCACCACUCCUGUCAAUGCAUCGGCUGGCUGGGUCAUCCAAUCAGUGUCCAGCCAAAUAAGCAGCCUGUCUGUGCUAGCGCUGAGCACAGAACACAAUGGGACCUAUACAUGCCGAGCUGUCUGGCCCACUCGCUCAUUUCAAGAGGUGGCAUUCAUCCAUGUACGGGGUGGUGGUGGCCAGUCUAUGAAAGUUCAGGUUGAGCAACCUCGAAUUCAAAGAGUUCCAGUGGGAUCUACAGUGACAAUACGCUGCACUGGAUAUUCACAAUCAAAGGCACCAUUCUCAUUGGUGUGGACCAAAGAAUUUGGAAGCCUGCCUUUAAGAGCCACAGAAGCAAGUGGAAUAUUGACAGUUCCUGAUGUUCGUGUUGAAGACAAUGGAACAUAUGUGUGCACUGGUUCAGACGUCUCAAGCGUUGCACAAGACAAGGCCAUUCUUCUUGUUGAUGGACUUGACCAGAAAUCGGCUCCCAGAGCUCGGAUCGAACCCCAUUUCCAGGAGGUGAACGUUGGGGAACCAGUCGAAUUCCGCUGCUUGGCUGAUGGCUUCCCCAAGCCAACAGUGGCAUGGUCAGGAGGGCGCAAUGGCAAUCUCAACCCAGAGCACACAAUCAUUGAUGGGGUCUUACGGAUACCCGCUGCCCGCAAGUCUGAUGAAGCCGAGUACUUCUGCACUGCGAGCAAUGAAAUGGGAACAGACAACAUCAGGACGGUGCUGUUUGUGAAAGGAGAAACAAUGGCCGCCAUUGUUUCCGAAGAUGACUCAGGUGCUGGAGAGGGGCCCCAUCUUACCAUUCAACCGACAAGCAUCGAGGCCAGGAAAGGAGAGACUGUACACUUAGAAUGCCGAGCCUCGGGUCGGCCAACACCAAACAUCACAUGGUCAUUUUCUGGUGGCCCAAUGCCAGACAACGUGAACCAGGUGGGAGGCAGGCUGACUAUGCUGAAUGUUGACGAACAGAACCAAGGAAGCUACAUGUGUGUCGCAAGCAAUCAUUAUGGAACAGCACAAGGCCAGGCACCUUUGCAGCUAACAACAAGAAGGAACAUUCCUUCAGUGCACAUUGAACCUGAGAGACAGACGGUGCGCCAGGGAGAAGAUGCAAAGUUGCGUUGCAUAGCAACAGGAACACCCACACCUGUGAUCAAGUUUGCAAAAGUUGGAAGCAAUCUCACUCAUAGGCACAUCGUUGAAGAUGACAUUCUGACAAUUGAACAAACCGUUGUCCAAGAUCGUGGUCACUACAUCUGCUUGGCAGAAAACAGAGAAGGCAUAGCUCGAGCCACUGCUGUGCUCGAAGUGGAUCGUCGGGAGGUUCCACUUGUGGAGAUCUACCCCAAGCACAUCCCUCCACUUCACCAUGGAGACACUGCAUUUCUGCAGUGCAGACCCACAGCUGGGAUACCAACACCGACCGUGGAAUGGACACGGGCUGAUGGCAGUCCUUUCACUCCCAGCACUGAACUGGCAGGUCCUGGGAUCAUUCGGUUUACUAGAUUUUCCAAGGAUGAGGAAGGAACUUAUGUUUGUUCUGCUGAAAAUGCAAUGGGCAAAGUUACUGCACAAACAGUGCUAAAGUUGCAAGGGUCACCGUUUGUGCGCAUCCUUCAACAAAACCCCUAUGCUGUGAGGGUUGGUGACCAGAUCCGCCUGGACUGCAUUGCUGAGGGUGAUCCAAGGCCUACAGUAACCUGGGAGCGCAUUGGCCAGCCCAUAACCACUUACUCCAACAUUGAAGAGCUCCAGGGUGGCACCACCACACUGUUCAUUCGUCGUGUGGCACCUUCAGACAGUGGCAUCUAUGUCUGCAAGGCUGCAAAUCAUGGAGGGCUGUCUGAAGAAAGGAUUGAAGUUACUGUUGAAGGGAAUCGACAUUCACACUCCAUUCCAAGGCUGGUAGCAGACGAUAAAGUUGUGACUGCUUCAAUUGGGAAAAGCGCAGAACUUCGCUGCCACAUUGAAGGAACAUCUCGUGCUCUUCAAAUUGUCUGGUCGAAAGUCUUACCCGAUGGCAACUUGGGAGAGGUUCCUUCCGACAAUGGCAUUGUGCACUUUGAGCGAGUGCAAGCCAGUGAUGCAGGCGUCUACGCUUGCCAGGGCAAAGAAGAUGGUGCUACCAUACUGGACACUCGUGUUACACUCGCUCUUGUGGCUCCACCUCGAAUUCAGCUGAACCCAACUCAGCAGACAGUACGUCCAGGCCACCACGUGUACAUUCAAUGCUCGGCCAUAGGCGAGCCGCCCAUCACGUACCAUUGGACCAGGCAGGGUGGGCAGCUGCCUCCAAGCACUGUGCAUAGAGACGGCCUGCUUGAAUUCCGGGGCAUCUCGAUAACCGAUGCUGGUCGCUACAUCUGUACAGCUGCCAAUGCUGCUGGACAAGCUGAAGGGGUUGCUGAUGUCAGGGUCACAGAAGGGGUUGAAAUCGGAUCCUUGCGAAAAGAGGAGACUGCAUUUGUGGGCUCAAACAUCGAGCUGCGCUGUCCACUGACAGGCUCCCCUGAGAGGAUUCAGUGGACAAAAGACACCCAUGCCUUGCCUCCAAAUGCUAGGGAAGUGAAUGGAGAACUCUGGAUUAAAGACGUGCAACAAAGCAACGAAGGAAGAUACAUCUGCAAUGCCAUGACAGGGGACAGGUUAAUCUCGAGAGACUACGUCAUCCUUCAUGUCAGAGAUGUUCCCAGCAUCUCAGUGAGGAUUCGGGCCAACAAGGAGGUUGUCCACAUGGGUGAUAGCUUGGACCUUCACUGUGUUGUGACAGGAGAUGGCGCCACUUCUGUUAAGUGGACGAAGCUCGCCGCUGAUGAUCAUUUUGCUGAGAAUGUGCGAGUGCGGGGUGCUGUCCUCUCAGUGAAUGGUGUUCGUCCUGAAAAUGGUGGUGUCUACCGCUGCUCUAUUGACAGCCCUGCCGGCACACUGAAUGAUGACUACGUCCUUGCCAUUGAAGAAACUCCAACGGUACCGCCCAAUGAAGUGGAGACAAGGACUAUUCCUUAUGGAUCAACUGUCGUCUUGGACUGCCGGCACAACUUGGAGCCUCCUGUGGCCUACAGCUGGAUGCGUGACAACGGGGACAUUCCUCACAAGGCUCUGCCUCGUGACAGCACAUUGGUCGUACCAGAUGUGCGUGCCAGUGAUGCAGGCACCUACAUCUGCACGGCUAAAAGCGAGCGUACUACACUUGAAGUUCCAACAAUUCUCGUUGUCACCGGUUUGCUUCCGCGAUUUACUCAGGCUCCUCUUUCUUACAUGAAGUUGCCAACCAUUGUGAAUGCCUACAUGGGGUUCGAAGUCCAGAUAACAUUCAAACCGGAACAAGAUCAUGGGCUACUUCUGUAUAAUGGCCAACAGGAGGAUGGCAGUGGAGACUUCAUAUCUGUAGGUCUGACCAAGGGCUAUGUGGAGUUCCGAUUUGAGCUAGGCUCAGGUGUUGGAUACCUGAGAAGCCAUCAGCCAGUGCAGAUGGACACCUGGCACACUGUUCAGAUCAGCAGAGCGAAGAAAGACGCCAAACUUACUGUUGACGAUCAGUCAGAAGUUACCGGAACAUCUCAGGGACGGAUGAUGGGGUUGGACUUGACUCAGCCUCUGUUUGUGGGGAGCGUGCCAAGCUUUGACAAAAUAUCACCUGAUAAUGGCUACAACAUUGGCUUUGUGGGCUGCGUGAGUGAAAUCAAGUUUGGCAGCCGCACCUUGGACUUGGUGAAGGACUCGGAGCAAGUGGGCACUACACCAUGCGAGACAUGCUCCCUGAACCCAUGCUUGCAUGAUGGCGUCUGCCAAGAGGCACCCACAGAGGCUGGCUAUCGCUGUAUCUGCCCACCAGGUUUUUCGGGGCGCGAUUGUGAGAAGGUCGGUGAGGCCUGUUACCCCGGGAUCUGUGGUGAAGGUCGAUGUGUAAACCGACCAAGUGGAGGAUUUGACUGCUACUGUCCUUUUGGACGAACAGGCCUUCGAUGUGAAAAAGAGGUGUCCAUUGUGGAACCUGCAUUUGCUGAUGAUGCCUUUGCGGCAUACCCAACUCCGAAGAACUCCCAAAGCAGCCUGAAGGUAAACAUGAAGAUCAAGCCAAACAACCUGGAUGACUGCCUGCUAGUCUACUGUGCCCAGUACCCUGACCAGAAAGGAGACUUUACCUCCAUUGGAAUCCGCAAUGGAAGUGUGGAAUUUCGUUUUGACACGGGUUCAGGCCCAGCGAUAAUCAGGCAUCCUGAACGGCUUCGGGCAAAUGAGUGGAUCACCCUGUCUGCAUCAAGGCAUGCUCAGAAUGGUGAACUGGUGGUGAAUGACGGCCAUAGAGAGAUGGGACGCUCACCCGGUCACACGCAAGGAGUGAAUCUCAAUACCCCCAUGUAUGUUGGUGGUGUGGACAAGACCAAGGUCAAGGUUAACCCAGAUGCUGGUGUGUCACAUGGAUUUGAGGGCUGCGUUGCACAUAUUGAAGUGAAUGAUGUCAGUGUGGACUUGGUUGGUGCAGUGGUAGAUGCAGCAAAUGUGGAUGACUGUGGUGGCAGAGCUCCUUGCGAAAAGAAUCCUUGCCAGAACCAUGGCAUUUGCAGGGAACGAGGACCCAAAGCAGAUGACUUUGAGUGUUUUUGCAAAGCAGGCUUCAGCGGUAGGACCUGUGAGAACCAGGAUGACUUCUGUCAGAAAAUUAACCCAUGCCAAAACAAUGCCGAGUGUGUUGGACUGGCUAACUCAUACAGGUGCAAUUGUCCAAAAGGCUACAAGGGACCCAACUGUGAAUCAGAAACGAUCUUUGAUGAGUGUGCCGAUUUCCAUGGGGAUGGUUGGAUUGCACUGAGCAGGGACCGACUGACGCACGCUGCAAGCAAUGUGUCCGAAGUUAUCCGGCUCAGCUUCUUGACAAAGCACCAUGAGGGACUCCUGCUUUUCCAAGGCCAGCCACGUGGUGUCGAUGCCAAGGGCCAGGACUAUAUCUCAUUGGGACUUAAAAAUGGAUACCUUGAAUUCAGCUAUGAAAUGGGAGGUGGUCCUGCCGAGAUUGUGUCAGAAGAAAGGGUUGAUGACGGACGCAUGCAUACAGUGGAGCUCAGAAGAACUGGAAAACGAGGCACACUCAAGGUCGAUACCAAAGAAGUGCACGGGGAAUCCCUCGGUCUGCUUGUCAUGCUGAACACGAAGAGCGACAUCUUUAUUGGAGGUGCCCCUGAACCAAGAGAAAUGACUGCAGAACGAUACCUCAAGGGCUUUACGGGCUCCAUAAUGAAUGUGCAAAUCCAGGAUUCUGGUGUCCUUAGCCUCUACAGUGACUCGAUCAGCUCAGCAAAUGCUGACCAAUGUGAAGACCAUGUGGGAAGUGGAGACUACUUCGUGCACUUCGGGACAAGCAACAAGUGACCUUCAGCAAAGCAGCUGUUCUCCCAUUAGUGGUAUUUUUUUCUCAGUCAUCACACUAGAGCAAGAUUGCUUUAUUUAGUCAAGGGAAAAGAAAGCACAUUUUUCCUGGGCUAGAAAUGCAACACCAUUGUCUUAUUUCGCUUGCUUAAUUUUUGCACAUGUGUUUUUUUUUCUUGCCAAGGAGCCAUUUUUGCAAAGGCAGCCGAUUUUCCGUCAUUCACUCUAGUCUCCUGUGCCAUCUUGUUUUGGAGCAAGCAGCAUUGUGUGUGUGAUCAUCCUUUUGUCCUCGAGUGGAUGACAGUGUGCUGCAAGAUCACAAAGAAGAAAGCUCCAUUCGGAGAACAGCCUUAGAAUCUGUGCUUCAUCUAUGCAUUUCAGUGAUAUCCCAACAUGGAGUGCAUUUAGUUGACUCAUCGCAGAAUCACUGCUCUUUCAUUUUAAUUCACUGUACCUUCUUUUUCUCCAAGAUAAGCCAGUUUUCUCGUUUGGUGGCAAUGCCUCUUACAUAAACUGGCAUGUCACAUUUGCAGCCACAUUGUUUUUAGCAGCGUAGUGUGAGCACAAUUUGCUUUUGUGCAUAGCAUUUGUGCCAAAUUUUUGUUUGCAGGAACCUAAACCGGUGAAUUCUUUUUUCAGCCUCAUCUUUUAACAUUUCUUCACUUGGUUUACUUACUGACAGGAUGAAAAAAAACAACAUAGUUUUGUGUGGUCCCAUGCAGUUCAGAGCAAGUGCCAAGAUGGGUACAGUCAGAAGAAGAGAAUGUAUAAAAUGGCUUAUUUAUGACGACAUACUUUUCUACAUUUUUUAUGCGAGCCUGCUGUAUGUAGUGUGCGUGAAUAGAAUGCAAUCAAUCAAAGGCAGCAAAUCUGUUAUUUUGGUUUGUGACACAUGAUUUAAGUGCAAGCUAAUUUCACCACUAAAUUAUACCAUUCAGCUGCAGUCAAGGUUCUCAUUUUCUGUCAACAUCUGUCUUUUGAAUGGUUCAUGUCGCUUGUUUUUUAUUUAGUAUGGGAUUGAGUAUUUUGCUAUGACAAGUGAUUCAGGUAAAACAUUACCACGAGAGUGUACAUAUUCAGGGUGUUGACUGCAGCUUUGGUGGUGCGACCACUGCCAUUUACAACUUUAAAAUUUUGUUCUUUUUGUUUGAAUGUGCCACGCUGCCUAUUUCUAGGUGUCAACAGCAGCUGCACUUACUUUGUUGCGCCUAGUUUCACUGCUCUGAAGCUGCAAUAAAGCUGAUGUUUGUUAAUGUUUGA
This is a messenger RNA of Rhipicephalus microplus (southern cattle tick), 16009 nucleotides long. RefSeq names its product terribly reduced optic lobes (gene trol). NCBI's taxonomy places the organism in Eukaryota, Metazoa, Arthropoda, Arachnida, Ixodida, Ixodidae. The record is from RefSeq and is a predicted model, not a curated record. Gene Ontology annotation, cellular component: plasma membrane; signaling receptor complex; apical plasma membrane. Gene Ontology annotation, biological process: receptor-mediated endocytosis. Gene Ontology annotation, molecular function: protein binding; hormone binding; calcium ion binding.